Molecule: messenger RNA, 3889 nt
Organism: Bombyx mandarina (wild silkworm)
Lineage: Eukaryota; Metazoa; Arthropoda; Insecta; Lepidoptera; Bombycidae
Source: RefSeq, a predicted model, not a curated record
AGCGCGCGCAGCGGACAUCACUUUAAGCAACCUUAAUCAAACGAAACCCUUCAUUGUUCGACAUUAGUCACACGCGAAUCCUCAAUAAAAAAUUAACGCUAUUUGUUUGAUUCAAAGAAAAAACAAAAAUGUGAAUUAAGACCAAAAGAAAAACAGUGAAACAAUCGUGAGGAGUAAAUUCUCCUCGGCGACCAGAUGAGCAGUUUCAGCGUUGAGUGGCCCUCGAUUAAGCCUCGAAAAUUGCUCCCCACGGUAGUCCAGCGCGCGCGUACAUCGCCUACCACAAGCUCGCCGGCAUGGACGGUCAGACCGUCACGCCACCGGCUGACUGCGAGUGCGGCGUACACCCGUCAGGUUUCUACCUACUCGCGACCCUGCUGCUCACCAGUUGUUCGACAGCGAUGUUAUGCGCUGCCAUCAUGACAGACCACUGGGAGCACGUGGCGUGGGACCGAGCCGCGCUGACCGCGCUAGCUAACACGUCGCACAUACCGCUGCAGUGGCUGUUAGAUGAAAAAGUUGUCAAAGUCGACGACCCGAAUAACAGAAAAGGAAUCGGGACCUUUUUGGUCCCUAUGAACGGAGGUAUCUGGACGAUGUGCGUCUCUUUAGAAGAGGAGGAAGCCACGAUUUUGUCAAGAGUUGGCUUCCCAAAGGAACCGGUCUGCACGAACUAUUUGGCCGAUAGCGACUACGAAGAGCCCCGGGCGGAUUGGCAGCACCGUAUGCAAAAUCUAUCGAUAUCUUGUGCGUUGGUCUGCCUGAUAGUGCUGGGAAGCGCGGCGCUGGUGGGCGCUUUCGGAGUCUGCAAGCAUCAGAUCAGCGCCGUUCUUAUAACCGGAGUUAUGUAUUUAUUGGCCGGUCUCUUUGCAAUGUUUACAUUAAUGAUAAUCCACUUCAAACGCGUCCAGCGGGUCUCGUCCCGUGGUAGUUCUCAUGGAGACGACACGGGAGACGGAGUAGUCGGUCCGAAGACUACAGUCAUUCCACUCCUUUCCGCAAGAGAAUUCUCCACGUCGUGGUCCCUCGAACUCGGCUGGGGGGGAGUUGUACUAGCGACUACAACUUCACUCCUGUGGAUAUUACUAUCGAAAAUAAUGAGAUACAAUCCCAUAUCGACUAUGCUGUUGUAAUUAGACUGUUCCUCUGUAGUUAUAUCAACUCGUCAUAUUACACAAAGAAUUGCUUGUCGCUUCGGUCGUCAAUUGUCACAGCCGUUUCCACAUCUGGUAGCGCAAUGAUACUCUUUCUAUAAGAAUGUUCCAAAUUUGGUUUUUUAUUUUUAUUUCGAAGGAACAUUCUUGUCAAAGAUUAAACUCAAUUUUUUAUUAAUUUACGUAUUAAUAUAUAUUUUUUCAAAUCAAUUAAACAACUUCACUACUGUGGAUAUUGCUAUCGAAAAUAAUGAGAUACAAUCCCAUAUCGACUAUGCUGUUGUAAUCAGACUGUUGUUCUUUAGUUAUAUCAACUCGUCAAUAUUACACAAAGUAUUGCUUGUCACAACCGUUUCCACAUCUGGUAGCGCAAUGAUACGUUACUCUUUCUAUAAAAAUGUCCCAAAUUCCAAUUUUGAUUUUUAUUUUGUUUCGAAGGAAUAUUCUUGUCAAAAAUUAAACUCAAAUAUUUAUUAAUUUACGUAUUAAUAUUUUUUUUUUCAAAUCAAUUUUAAUUACAUCCCAAUUCGUGAACGCGACUUGAAAUAUGAUGUAAACAUCAGAUUGGUCACUUUUGUCAGCCGACACUUAUAAAUUUUAGUACAUAUUUAAGUUGCAAUUGGAACAUUCUUGCCAGCUUGUUGUUACCUUACAAUCUAAAUAGUCCGCCUUAAAGCUUAGACGAACGCACUCACACAAUCAUAAUUAGUACUAAUAUAAUUAAUUAAAAACAGGUUACUACUCUAUUUCUACGCAAUUAUUUAGACGGUGUUCCAUUACAUAUACCUAACUUCACUGUAAUUCCCAAAGCUGCUGGUCACAUUUUUACUUUAGAAACUUGGAUUUCUAUUUCGUAACGGCAAUGCUUUACGAUUAAAAGGUAUGUAAAUUUCAGCAAGGUCUUGAUCAGCAUUCAAGAAACUCUAAGUUUAUAUCAAGCUAUUUUUGAUGAGAUAGAAAACGAAUGUAUCUUAAAGAUAUAGGAAAAACUGUUAAUAAGCCAAUGAAUCGAAAACUGAUGAGGUAUCCAACAAAAUUAUGGAACUCUUUGAAAUAUUAUUUUAGCAAAUUAUUUUUGUAAAAAUUCUAUUGAAGUUUUCACGCUUUGAAAUUUGAUGAAGCUUUAUUCAAUCGCAGAGCUUUCCACCGUCCAUCACCUGUUCUAUAUCUUUACCUACUAUUCUAUUCUAUACAACCAUAUACGAUGUUACUAUGUAAUUAAAAAAUAUAUAUAUUUAAAAUUUUAUGAAAAUCAAGAUAGAAGGCAGAAGUUGUUUCAAAAACAUAAUAGGCAUUAAUAUUCGAAUGUAAAAUACUUAAUUAAAAUGUUAAUAAUGAUGCUUAACAAAUUAUCGAUUUUAUUUAGCUGUUCGAUUCGGUUCUAAAUAAAAUCUAUGAAAUAACAAGGUAAAGCCGUUGUUACGAUAAAGUACCAAAAAUAAAUUACCAAAUUUAUUACUACAAAAUUUUUCUACAAUAAGAUUGUAAUUUUUUUUAAAUCUACAUAAAUAAAAAAUGUUGAAGUCGCAAUUAUAGAAAUUAAAAUAGAAGUUUCCAGUUGCCUCAGUCGCAUUAGUCAGGCUCUUAAAACUUGCUAAUCGAAAUAGUUUUGCCUCUUUGGAUCAGGACUAAACUCGCGUCAUCUGCUACUCGAAAAGCUAAAGUUUUGAGAGUUACGUAGUUGUCGAGCUGUUACGUAAAUAUUUUUCAAUUUCCGCUUCAUUUAUUUCAUGGUUCGGGAAUUUGAGAAUACUAAAAUCAUGGAGACGUCAAAACGGAGUUGAACAAUACCAAAUCGUUAUAUGUAUAAUUUUUGCACAAAACUCAAUUGUAAAUACAAUCAGGUAGUGUAAUUGUUGAAUUUAAGGGGCACUUUUGAAGUUUUCUUUUUUAUAUUUAUGCACAAUUUAAUAAUUAAAAUUCUGAGAAUGUUUGUAUAUUUUGAUCGCAGUUCUGCUUUAAAAAAUAUUGUGUAAUUCGCUUUAAGACAUCUUUUAAAGUAUGUGGUGCUGUAACUAAACAAAUAUUUAAGGUAAUUCACUGGAAUGUUGAUGUUAAAUUGUAACGUUAGGCAAAAUAAUGUUAACAAAAUAAUGUAAGCAACGAAUACAUAUAUUUCUCGUUUUAUUAUUGUCUGACAGGAUAAACCAACAGACGAAAACAAUGAACUCAUUGUCCUGUAUAAGAUAAUAAUCAAAAUGUCUAUACAAAUUUGACAUAGAAAAUAGAAAAUAAUUUUAUUUAAAAAGUAAUAUAGUUUGAAAACAUUAAUUAUAUUAGUGACAAUAUAAAGCAAUAAUAAAGCAUUCGUUUUAAAAUGCCAGCAUGUGUAAUUUGUGCAUUAUUUUUAAUCAUAUGAAUCCAGAAGCUGGCAACAUUUCGUUAUAGUGCUGCAGUUGUAAUAAUUUAGAGAUACAUUUUAUUGGUUGUGCUUUAGCUAGAUAUAUUCCAAUUAAACUAUAAAAUAAUUUUUGAUCUAAAAAUAGUUAUUAGGCAGAUUAUCAAUAUAGACAUUUCUAAAUAAAAGUGUGUUAGCAACAACAUCGAAAUAUCGAAGUUACCAUUUUCCUAUUACUUUUAAUUAAUUUGUAUAUUAUAUUUUAAGCGUUUUGUAAACGACUCUAACGUCAUUAAUUUAUGAUUGUAAAUAUUUAGUAUUUGAAUUCAAGUGAAUGUACAUUUUGUUAACCUUUUAUACUUAAUUGCUGCAUUAAAUCAUAUUAUUUUUCUCUAAA